AUGGCGCGUACCCAUAGGAACCACUCCUACACGUGGCUCAACAGCCGCCUCGAGCCGACCGAGAUUCCGGCGCACGAGUACAUGUCUCUCAUGCAGCGAUGGGUCGCCAGCAAGACCGACGACCCGCACCUGUUUCCGACCGACCCCGAGGGUGUGAGCUACGCGCCGAACCCUGCUGCUCCGACGACCCUGGCGGCAGACCCGGACGACUGGGUGGGCAAGCGAAGCGGGUUUCCCCGAGAGCUCCGCGGCACCUGCAAGGCCAUCUUUUUGCAAAUGUUCCGCGUCUACGCCCACUUGUUCAGCCGCCAUUUCGUGGACCCGUUCUACCACCUCAACCUGGAGAAGCAGCUCAACAGCUGCUUCAGCCAUUUCCUCUUGACCGCAACGUCGUUGGACAUGCUCCACGCCGACGACCUCGAGCCGGUGCAGUUGCUGAUUGAUCUCUGGGCGGCGGACGGGACGUUUCCGCCCGGAUCCAAGGCGUAUGGUUUGGCGAACCUUGCGUCUGGCGAACGAAUUAUGGCGGCCGCUUGA
Messenger RNA from Sporothrix brasiliensis 5110, 537 nucleotides. RefSeq names its product Mob1/phocein. Gene Ontology annotation, biological process: positive regulation of protein phosphorylation; signal transduction; cell division. Gene Ontology annotation, molecular function: protein kinase activator activity. The record is from RefSeq and is a predicted model, not a curated record. NCBI's taxonomy places the organism in Eukaryota, Fungi, Ascomycota, Sordariomycetes, Ophiostomatales, Ophiostomataceae. The coding region runs from base 1 to 537 and encodes 178 amino acids. The transcript has a single exon. Gene Ontology annotation, cellular component: nucleus; cytoplasm.